This is a messenger RNA of Rhizoctonia solani, 4470 nucleotides long. Its product is annotated as cell division control protein 25. The record is from RefSeq and is a predicted model, not a curated record. The transcript has 7 exons. Gene Ontology annotation, molecular function: protein binding; guanyl-nucleotide exchange factor activity. The coding region runs from base 1 to 4470 and encodes 1489 amino acids. Gene Ontology annotation, cellular component: plasma membrane. Gene Ontology annotation, biological process: Ras protein signal transduction; positive regulation of GTPase activity. Lineage: Eukaryota; Fungi; Basidiomycota; Agaricomycetes; Cantharellales; Ceratobasidiaceae.
AUGAACGACGAGACGGAAGGGCCGCCCUCGUUUUGGGUGCGGGCCGUAUACGACUACCAAUCUACCGAUGACUCAUCCUUAUCUUUCUCUCGCGGCGACAUUGUAGAAGUACUGGGCACUCUUCCCAGCGGAUGGUGGGACGGACUCAUUGGCAACGAGCGUGGCUGGUUCCCCAGCAAUUUUGUCGUUACCAUUCCCGACUCCGAGGCAGAGGCAGAGCUCGCUGCCAGAGGCGGUGCUAUCGACGUUGAUCCCGCCAACCUCGAGAGCGAUAGCGAGUGGGUCCAGGACGAACUCGAGCAUGUCGCCGAUGCUGCUAUCCCCAUUGACUUUGCUGGUGCUCGCGACGAUCUCUGGCUGCCCGAAGUACAGCCCAAUGGACAGAUUGUAUACGUCAACGGAGCGGGUCAACGACGCACGGACCUCCCCGACGCGGACACAGAUGACAUGACGCCGCAGCCUGUGACGGUGCCGUCGCCGUCUGGACGUCCAUCCCGCCCCCGCGCCAACACCGCCACUACCCAGUCCUCGGUCGGUGGAUUUGGGUUUGUCCGUCGCACAGGCACCCCCGAGCCCUGGAUCAAGCGCCUCACCGACGAUGGCCAUGCAUUUUUCUACGAAAACACCGAAACCGGCGAAAUCAUGUGGUCUCGUCCCGAAGUCGCACGCGGUAUCAGUGCCCAGCAAAGUCUUGCCUCGUCUGCCUCGGGCCUUGACUUGCGCGCCCGCUAUCGAGUCGCUGAAUCAGCUCCCGAGGACGAAAUGGAUGCCGCUGCUUCCACCGAGGACGAAGAUAUGGGCAUCAUCAUGCCCCAUUCAAACACCAACCGUCUCAGUGUUUAUUCGGAUGCGAGCGAAGUCAACCCACGAUUCGACAUCGACUUUCCUCUUCCUUCCUCUCUUCCCACCGCGACCAAUCAAGCCGAUACCGAGCCGCAUAUAGAUCCAGCAGAAGUCCAGCGUCGAUUGGCUCCCCCCGAUCUGGAUACCAUCGAAGCAUUGGCCGGCGUAGCCAAAAACGCAAUCACCGCCGUCAGCCAGUGCAUGCAAAUUCCCAUUCAAGACCACACCCAACCCCAUGCACCGCUCGUUGCCAGGGUCAUUAUUGCCGUCCGAAACCUCCUCUACGUAUCCGGCACACUUGCUUCCGCACCCGAGGUCCUCUCUCCGCUCCUGGGUGAGCCCGCCGAGUCAAGACCGGACGCUCACCCUCCGUUGGCCCAUUUGAAGCAGUACCAGCGCAAAGUUACCGCUACCCUCUCCAAGUUGGUCCUGAGUGCUCGCGCAGCUGAUUCGGGCGAGGACGAUGCGAAUGCGCGUAGUCGCGUUGCCAUUGACGCCGGCGAACUCGAACGUGCCGUCGAUCGCUUUGUCGCAGAGGCUCGUGAUAGACCGUUGACCAGGACAUUGCGCGGAGUAUUGAGUCCCACACAUAUUGGGAAAGGAGCACCCGGUGGAGGCAUUGCUGGACAGUGGCGCGGAUCCGGGUUCAUCGAGCGCGUUGCAAAGGCACUUACACCCGAGGCGUGCGAUGAAAUUCGCGUUCUGGGCCAAGACCUCGAAACCAACCUCGUGAGCGUCCAACAAGGCGUGAAUAAUAUCAGGGAGGAAACCGGUCCGGACGAAAUCAAACCUGAAGAUGGCGUAUCGACGAUCAUCACGCGCGGGCGUGCGGCGAUCACUUCCCUUUGCGCAUUUUUGAACGCUGCAGAAGAACUAGACGUGGCGGGCAAGGUUGGAAAGGAUAUCGAGACCCGGCGCGGGCUGGUUCGCAAGUCUGCGCUUGAACAACAAGGACUGGGGCGGAUGAAGAGUCGGGACGGGCUGCGGCGCGCGGGGAGCAAAGAUGAGCUUCGUCGUGUCGGGCGCGUAGGCAGCCGCGAUCAAAUGCGGCGUAUGGGCAGCAGGGAUGAACUCCGUCGUAUUGGGAGUCGUGAGGAACUGGGGCGACUUUCUCGCCCUGCCAGUCGGGGUAAACUCAGCCGGAUGAACAGCCAAGAACAAUUCCCACAUCCACCCCCACCCCCACCACAUAUGAGUCGCCAAGCGAGCCGGGACCAACUCGCUCCCACUCUUACUUCGCCAUUGAUCCUCUCUCGUCCUGGCUCGCGCGACCAGCUAGCCCUCUCACGCUCGGCUUCGCGGGAUAAACUCACCCAAUCUCGUCCAGCUUCGUUUAAUGCCAAGGGCCGACUGGAUACAAGCCAAGACGUCCGGAACGCAGUGAGGAGACUCGAAGUUACCAAACAGGCACUAUACGACGCCGGUGUCACACUGCUCCUCGCCAGCCAGACGGUGCAUGUGGCCGUCUUGCGAAGCGCAGGAAGCGCACCCGCCCCUCCCAAAGUAGCCACCCGGGGCGUAGAUACCAAUGCUCUCAACCUAGUCUCCCUUUCGAUCUCUACCAUCCGCGAGAACCAGCGCGAAAUGACCGAUCUCCUCGACGCACUGGCCAAAACCGACGGUCCCGAAUUCUACGUCUCGCGUGAGACCAAACGGGACACGCUCAUGUCUUCGACCAAUUACUCCCAGUCUUAUCGCACUACGACAGAUACAGAUAUGUAUUCCCGUACAGAUACCUACCCGAGCUCGAUCCGCUCGCCGGUGGACGACCACUUGGCGACGCUAUACGGUGGAGACGGCAGUACCUUUGGCGACUCGAUCUACGGCGCCGAGUUUGGAGCCGGAGUCGGUCGGGACAGGGUGGACAGCGUAGGGCGAGACAGUCGAUUCGACAGCAUCGGACGCGACAGCCGAUUCGACAGUAUCGGACGCGAUGGGCUCAACGACGCACCCGGGUCGUACGGCCGCGCAUAUCCCGAGCGCGGGGUGUGGGACAAGACCCACCCGGGCGAAAAACCGCGCCAGCCGCUCAAGCAUUUGGAUUCGGCCGUGUCGUUGCCUCAGAGCGACUUGUCGACCGAGUCGUUGGGAUACGCGCCGCAGGGACAGGGGAACUAUUCUCGUUCGGGUACGGCGUUGGGCAAGACUCGGCCGGAUUCGUUGGAUUUGUUGAGUGAUGCUGAGAGUGAUGUUGAGAAGGACGGCCACGGGAAUCGUGGUCCACCCCGGGUGAACAACAAGAUUCUCAAGUUGUUAGGCGACGACGCGGCUGCUGAACUUGCCAGGAGUGGGGGUGCGAUAACCCCUACCCCGAUCGUCGAUACCACGCCUUGGUACCUCAAACCGACAUACAACGACCCAUCGCAGAUCUUGUUCAAUACUGACGGCGGUGUUCGGGGCGGCACGCUUCCAGCCCUGGUCGAGCGCCUAACCAUGCACGAUCAAAUGGACUCGACGUUUAUCGAUGCGUUUUUGAUGACUUAUAAAUCGUUCACGACGAUCCACGAGUUGUUCCAGCUGUUGGUCGAACGGUUCAGGAUUCAACCGCCUGAAGGACUUGCCCCUGCCGAGUUGGACGAGUGGGUCGAGAAGAAGCAGAAGCCUGUUCGUGUGCGGGUGGUGAACAUCUUCAAGAAGAUGCUGUUGGAUCCGUCGGUUAUUGACAAAGAGGAUAGUAGCAUUUUGAACAAUAUCAGGAGCUUUGCGUCAGAGAUUAUGCGGGAUGUCACUCCUGCUGAACAACUCAUCAUGUUUGUUGAUCGUAUACAAAAACAAGGAGAUUCCCUCGGGCGCAAGUACACCGUUACAACAACAUCCGCCGUCCCUACCCCCCUCGUCCCCAAAUCCGGCAAACGGCUUAAACUUCUCGACAUUGACCCUCUCGAACUCGCACGUCAGCUCACCUUGCUCGAAAGCAAACAGUACAAUGCUAUCAAGCCUAUCGAAUGUCUCGCCCGUGCACGGGACGAACCGGCCGAGAACGAUAGCAUCAAAACGAUCAUCACGACCACAAACAAGAUCGCAAGCUGGGUCGCAUUUUCGGUCCUGGACAAGGAUGAGCCGCGUCGUCGAGGAAACACUAUCAAGCAUUUCAUUCACGUUGCCGAGAGAUGCCGGGCAUUGCAUAAUUAUUCGACUAUGGCUGCGCUGAUUGCCGGUUUGAACUCUCCCCCUAUUCGAAGGCUGAAACGCACUUGGGAUUCAGUGCCGGCUAAAAUUACGGCCAUUUUGGAUGAUGUUGAAGGGACGCUCGAUUCCGGCAAGAAUUUCACGGCGUACAAGCAGAGACUCAAGACGGUUGAUACGGCUUGUGUGCCCUUCCUUGGCGUCUACCUUACUGUCUUGACCUUUAUACAAGACGGAAACAAGGAUUUCAUUUCCAAGGAACAAGGGAUCAUCAACUUUGGGAAGCGUCAAAAGGCUGCCGAGGUCAUUCGGGAGAUCCAGAGCUAUCAGGCCAAGCAAUAUCAACUCGCGAUCGUGGAUCAGAUCCAGACAUUUAUCGAGGAUUCCUUGGGAAAUGUAGAUGAAAAGGCGGAUUAUUGGGAGACAAGUAUGCUAUUGGAGCCACGAGAACGUGAAGACGAGAAGAUGACUCGCAUGCUGCAGGAGAGCGGCUUCCUGUAA